Drosophila elegans is the source of this 3594-nucleotide messenger RNA. RefSeq lists its product as uncharacterized. Lineage: Eukaryota; Metazoa; Arthropoda; Insecta; Diptera; Drosophilidae. The transcript has 7 exons. Bases 111 to 2690 code for a protein of 859 amino acids. Gene Ontology annotation, biological process: vesicle-mediated transport. The record is from RefSeq and is a predicted model, not a curated record.
GCUUGUUGACUUAUCAGAAUUGGCGGUAGUCAAAUGUGAUAAGCGGCCACGAUGCAUUGCUAGACUUGAAAGCUCCGAAAUUCCAAAGAUUUGAGGAACUUUAAGUGGCAAUGUUUCGGGAUUGGCGUAAACCUAGCCACAAGCGAUGGCAGAAACUACAGCAGAAGCAAAAACCAGCGAUCCUGACCGAAAGGGAGACGAUGAUCGUGUUUGUCUACGACGCGGAGUGUCUGACAGACGAGGCGGAUGAUCCCAUUUCGGCGGUCCUGUAUUUUCAUCCCAGUUGGGUGUCCGACUCCCAGAAGGUGGCUCUGUGUGGACAACUAAUGGGCACCUCGUACUUCCUCAAGGAUUGCUUCUUUAAUCCCCGCAUCCUGGCCCUGCAGAAUGGCAAGUUUGUGCUGAAGGAGUUCGGUCGUUUCAUCUUGGCCAUUGGCACUGAUCGGAAUAUUGGAGACCAACUGUUGGAGCAUCGCGCCGACUUGCUGAGCUCCCUGCUCAAGUUCUUCCACCGUGACGUGCAGACUCUGUAUGCUCAGUAUGCCUCCCUGAGUCGCCGGAAUCUCAGCGAGAAACUGUACCACAUCUUCGAGACUUAUUUGCCGAUGCUGCAGCGCAACGGAAACACAUUUCAGAAUGUGCCCCGGUUGCGUAUGCCAAAGACGGCCAGUCAUAUUUUCCUGGAGGCCAUACAAACGCUGCAAAGUUGCCAGCAGACAAAGGGAAUUCUUGGCGGAGCCAUUCUCUACCACAACAAAGUGGUGGCCUCUCAACUAAGCGAUAUGGUGACCAAGCACCUGGUGCUCACCGAUCCCCUUCACGUGCGAACGGCUGCGGAACCAGUGUCCAACCAUCAAGAGUUCCACAUUCCCAAUGGCGUCCAGAUGCUGGUGGUUUACUUGGAGCAGAUGCAGUACCGCCAGUUGGUUGGCGAGGCACAGCGCGCCCAGAACCUGCAGAUGAGCACGGCUCAGCUCUCGCAGAGUGGAGUGCCAUUUCAGUAUGCCAAGCGGAAGAUGAAGCGUGACAAGUCGCUAAUCUUCACCCACAUUCCCGAGGAGCGGGAGCAUGCGCCGGAGCAGCAGCUGCAGCAGCCAUCGGAGUUGCCACCAGCCAGACCCAAAUCCAUGCGACCCACCCACCUGCCCCUGCGCAUAAAGAACAUGCAGAGCAAGGAGCUCCCAGAGUCGGGGAUUGCGUCCAUAAACUUUGACGAAACCGACUCGUAUCCGCAGUUCAUUGGACGCACCAGUGUGUGCAACACUCCCAUGACCGAGAACAAGGUGCUGCCGGUGGCCAAUGUAAUGUCCAUUUGCGCCAAUCCCGAGGACGAGGGCAAGGAGGAGGAUGUCCACAAUUCCAAUGGCAAGGCGCAGUCGCGUCGGAGCUCCCUCAAAGUGGAUGUGGAAAAGUUCUUUCAAAACUUCAUCAGCAAUCCCAACAAACAGCUGACCAGGCGCAAAUCCUCUGCUGACUUGCAGGAUGCUCUUCGAGCCAUCUCCAAGAAACUGAACCACUUUACGCAUGGCUUCAAGACCGAUGUGAAUCGAAAUGGCAGCGGGGAUGGCCAUGCCUCCUCCGAUUCGCCGGAUUUCAUCGAGAACGACGAAGAGAAGAUAACGUCGCGUACCAUCAGCGAUCCCACCUAUCCGGUUUUCAAUACUAAUGGCCAGCAGAUCUCGCGCAGCCUGUUCCAGCAGUUCCUCGAUCAGUAUCGCAAGCUGUGGGGCGUGGCCAGCGAGCAGGCGCACGAGGAUGCCGAGCUGGCCGCCCUGGUGGCCGAGUUCCAGGAGUUUAACGCCGAGAUCCAGAAGCUGGACGAGCACAUGCGGCAGCAGGCCGCCGAGGCAUCCUCCGCCGAUCGGAAUCUCAACGUUUCCGCGACUAAAACGCCGCUGGACAAGCGAUCUAUGACGCUGCCCCUGAAAUCAGCAGGAGAAUCCACUUUCGGAGAGCGUGCAUCCGGACGCAGUGGAGCCGGAGGAGUGCCGCUCACACCACUAAUGGCCAAACUAUCUGUACUGGCCCUGAGCGAGACCACGCCCAUCGAGAUACAAACUCCGCUGACCAGCACUAAGGUGUUUCCACGUCGCAGUUCGCUGAAGUGCGAGGAUGCAGUGGAUGCCCUGGCUGCCAUGUCAUCCACUGCUCCUGCUCAACCUCCGGGUCCCAUUCAACCGGAUGGCCUGCAGCGCACGGAACUCUACAUUUGUGGUCAGCAGAAUAUGACCCUGCUGUUGCUCAUGGAGGAGGGCACUUGUCAGCAGCAGGAGGUGGUGCAGAAGAUGUUCGACAUAUGCGUGGCCAAGUUUCCGCACAUGGAAUCUCAACUGAAUCAGACUCUAAACGUAAAUGUGGAGGGCGACAACCGCGAUGGCAGCAACUACAGCUUCAUGUGCGUGGACUCCAAGUGGGAUGUGCUGCAGCGGAAUGGUCCUUGGAAUCCCCUCGAGCUUAACAUCAUAGAGAGCAUGCACUCAAUACAUUCCAAUGGUCAUCAUCUUACAGAUUUGAUCUUAAGAUCCCACGACUCCGUUUACUAUGGCCACAAGAACGGAAGAACCGAGUUCUUCUACAAGGAGCCCACCCAUCAGAUCAAUGGCAUACCACCGCCCUCGGAUCCCAUUGGGAAUAUACAGAUGCGAGCCAAGUCGCGACUGGAACGAGAUCAUUCCUACAUGCUGUUCUAGGAUCGUAGUUUAGAGUCGUAUAUUGAAUACUCGCAUGCUUAGCCAAAAACAGAAAAUGUUAACGGGGCAAAGUUCCCGGAAAAUAGCCAACUUUAUGCCAUCCGCUGUUAUAUAAUUUGCGAUCUCUGGCCGAUUCCUACGCGAGUCCAUAUCAUAUACAAAAAAACCAACCAAGGGAACUCAAUUUUAAACGACCUAAAUUUUACUUCGACUUUUUAUACAGCACAUUUACAAGAAAAUUACUAGACUCGUGUGGGAAAUCAAUAGAAAUAGAAUUCUAGACGUGCCGCUUUCAGCCAGCGAUAUAUUAUAUUUUGCCUUGUUUUAACUUUUACUUGAAGUACAAAAAAUGUUUUAAUGCUUUGUUUACAAUGUCCAGCACUGUUGUUUAAUUUAUAAGCUUGUGUGUAAUCUAUACAAUUAUUUUAAUUAUUUUGCAAUUGCUACGCACUGAUUUCGAAAGCCAAAGAAAUUAAAUUGAGGGAUUUUAAUUGUAAAUAUAAUACAAAAUUAGAUUCAUUUAGAUGGAAUUAUUUGUGACUAACCCAGACUUCUGUCCAGAUGCGAAUAUGCAUAUACUUAUCUUAGCUGUUUCUCAUUAUCAAAUAUUAAGCGCUUUGUGCCAAUUUAAAUGCAGGUCAAAUGCUGAGAACCGUCGUAAAAAUGAGGGAACGUGAGAACGCUGGUUUUUAACCAAAUAAAACAGUUUAAGCAGUGCAAUAAUGUGUGCAAGCAACCCACUAUUUUGAGAGUUUUGCGUUGACUUAGCUUAAAUAUACAUACUACAUAAAUACCUAAACAACAUUAUUUAUACAACAUAAAAAAUAUUCAUAUAUGGUAUAUGAUACAAAGACCGGUAUUGUUUUUGUAGAUUUUCAAAAAUAAACCGACUGUGUUUGAGAAA